Messenger RNA from Acytostelium subglobosum LB1, 1071 nucleotides. RefSeq lists its product as hypothetical. Gene Ontology annotation, molecular function: acyltransferase activity, transferring groups other than amino-acyl groups. The coding region runs from base 1 to 1071 and encodes 356 amino acids. The transcript is spliced from 2 exons. NCBI's taxonomy places the organism in Eukaryota, Evosea, Eumycetozoa, Acytosteliales, Acytosteliaceae. The record is from RefSeq and is a predicted model, not a curated record.
AUGCAACAACAGCAAUUACAACAACAACAACAACAGAAUAUACAGUUACCUGUACCUGUUAAGCAGUUGAGUAAAAGACAAUUGAUGGAUGAGACCUAUGUGGAUAGAUUGGUCUUUGAGAAGGAACCAAACAAUCUGUUGCGUGAUGGACAACUCGUUGGCUAUGAACAGGAGGUCAGGAUACGUACACAGGUGUCGGUCAAUGGUGGCCGUAACUUUGUCUACAUGGUCGACCGUCUCAACAAGCCAACAAUCAUAUUGAUGAUCGAUGUCAUUAGAGGUCAGCUGAGCCUCUACACCAACGAUCUGGUGCGCUUCACCAGCUACGUCAACCUCACCGACUGGACACGUGGCCUCCUCGUCGAUCACAUUGACUCACUUCCAAUCCCGCUCGACGACACCGUCUACCCCUUCAACUACAAUGGAUUGAGGAGGCACAUGGACAUCAAGACACCAUUCCUUGUAUUCUCUUCAUUGAGCAUAGUGGAGUAUGACAUUAUCGAGCAGGUCUUGAAGAGGCAAGGUCUGGUGGUCGAUGAGAGUCAAUACAUAUUCGACAUGUUGACCAUGACCCUGGAUGAACUACGCGGCAAAUUGCCUCAGCUCAAGGCCAUGGUCGAGGGAAAUGAAGGUCAAAUCCAAGAGGAGGAAGCUGGUAUCAUUGACUCAUACUGGGCAUACAGAAGCGCAGUGUCUAUGGAGUUUAUGAGGUGGACUACUAAGCACAGCUUGACAAGCUGCAAGAGAGUGGGAGUGGACAUGGUCAGCUGGAUCAUACAAUAUAGUGACGGAAGCAUUGGCAACUUGUUCACGCCAAGUGAGCAUAGGAAACGCGGUUAUGCCAAGUCUGUCGUUGCAGACUUACUCAUCAGAAUGCUGGAGAAAGGUGAUGCGCAGCCAUACCUUUACAUCAAGACCGACAAUACCGAGUCGCAGGCAUUAUUCAGGUCAUUGGGCUUCCAUGCCACAAACCUUGCAAGAUGGCUUGAGGUCAGUGCUGCCCCUGUUCCACUACCUAUUGUUGACUCGAGUCCAGUUGCUUUGACACAACAAGACAACUUACAACCAUAA